AUGUCUGAAUCUAACAAUGAACCAAAAGUCACUCAAGUAACUGAUGAUUCUACAAAUAUAAAAAGUAAAGAAAAAUCUUCGAAAAAAUCUUCAAAGACUACUUCUUCUGAAGAUAGUGAAAAGAAGAAAAAGAAAAAAUCUAAAAAACCAAAAAGUUCAAAUGAGGAAGGUUCUACUGAUAGUGGCCUUGCUACUCCAGAUGCCAAAGGUGAAGAUAAACCAAAAAAGACUAAAUCAAAAAAAAAGAGUAAGAAAGAUGAUUCCACUACUGCUGUAGAAGGUGAAACUAAAGAGAAAAAGAAGAAAUCUAAAUCAAAGAAGGAUACUACGAAAUCCUCUAGUUCCGAUAAUACUCCUGCUACCUUGGAAGAAGGUGAAACUAAACCAAAAAAAUCGAAGGCUAAGAAAGAAAAGAAAACAAAGGAAUCUUCUGUUGAUCCUACUACUCCUGUCCCUGAAGAAAAACCAAAGAAGACUAAAACUAAACAAGAAAGAAAAAAAACUAACGCACCAGCUGCUUCUAAUGGUGCAGUUAACUCUCCAGAAGAAAUCCCAGAAGCUAUUAACAACAUUGAAAUCCCAAGAGAAACUUUCGAUGAAUCUCAUAAUGCUCCAACGGGGGGGAAACAAAUAGAAGUUAAAGACGGUUUAAAACUACAUGGUAGAGUAGAUUAUGGUACUAAAGGUACUAAAGUUGAUGUCCUUACUAACCAUAUCCUUUUGGCUCGCGGUGAUGACGUCACUAACAGUCAGCAAGCUGAAACCGAUCCAUGGUGGAAGUCUGCUUUUAUUUACGCUUACCAUAUUGAUUUCAUUACUCCAGUUGCUCCUGAAAGUAAAGGUCCACGUAAACCUCCUCCUCCAGCACCACUUUCUAAACCAAAAAAGUUUGAAUUGAUCGACGCUUUAUUCCAUGAAGAUGAAACUUUAUUCAAAUAUAAGGAUCGUAUUGCUUUCAACGGUGAAGAAACGUUAUACUCUCAUGUUCCAUUAGAAGAAUUCACAUUAUUCAAAGGUUGUUGGGAUGUUAGCAACAAACAAAAGAACAAGAUUAAGAUUGCUCCUUCUCAAAGUGAUGUCUAUAAUUUAACUGAAUUGACUUCUCAAAUCAUUCUAAAGUUUGUUUCAAAGGUUAAUUUGUCCGAUAUUUACAAAGGGACUCUAAAUAGAGACCCAGAAUUCCAAGAAGCUAAGAUGUCUGCUCCAGAAAAGACAGUAUUAUUAUCUUUAUUAGGUGUUAAAUUCUUGCAAACUAAGGAUCCAAUUUUCCAAUUACAAGGUAACAAAUUUUUUAUUUUCAAUAAGCAUGCUAUCACUACUCCUUUCCAAAUGGGUGCAUAUUUGAUGCAUGGUUUCACUGUUUCUUUAAGAUACACUUAUGGUGCUGUUUUACUGAACAUUGUUAACGUUUGUUUACCAUUCUACAAGCAUACUAAAUAUUUACCAAAUGAUGCUAAGUUCAAUGAAAAUUCUAAGACUAAAUAUUCUUUAUUAGAUUGGAUCAUCGAAUGUUACAUUCAAGAUAAAGAAUCUAGAGGUCAAAAGUUUACUGGUAAGGUCACCUCCAAUGAUAUCAACUUCUUCAUUGACAAGAACAGAGAUAUCAAGGAAUUAUUGAAGGGUCUAAAGGUUAACAGACCUUACAUCAACUACAGUGUCGAUGCUGAUGGUAAGUCAAAGGAACCAUCUAAGAUGAUUAAGCCAAAGGGUAUUGUUGGUUUCGUUAGAGAAACUGCCAACUCUUUGAAGUUCAGAGCUUUUCCAAGUGCUAUCAACAACACAGCCCCAAAAGAUGAUGAAAAGGAAAUUAUGAUCAACACUAACAGUUACUUCGAAAAAAAAUACAAAAUCAAGCUGCAAUAUCCAGAUGUUAAAUUAGUCAGUCUCGGUGGUAGAAAUGUUGUACCGGCCGAAUGUCUAUCGAUCAUUCCAGGUCAAAAAUUGAAGGGCCAAGUUAGAGAUGAAGUCGCUGUUAUCAACUUCACUGCUUUGAGACCAGUCGAUAAAUUCAAGGCUAUCACCAACUUGGCCUUACCAUCUAUCAGAGAUGCUUUAACUACUGAAGAAGAAAGAGCUAAGGCUCCUCAUGACACUAGUUACUCUUUCCUAAGAGUUCCGUCUCGUGUUAUCGAUGCUCCUGUUGUACAAUUCAAGAGUUCUACGGUGGAAUAUACUGAUAAACCUUUUGGUGCUAAGGCAGUCAAUGGUAAGAAUAGAAACGAAGAAACAAAGGGUAACUGGGAUUUGAUCGGUCACAAAUUUAUUAAUUCACCAGAAAAGACUGUUAACUUGAGAGCUGUGUUUGUCAAUGACUCUGACAGAACUCCACCAGUGUCUGUCAUGGAAGAAUUAAAGAAAUCUUUGACCAAAUUCGCCAAGGAUGUUGAAUCUGUUGGUGUCAAAUUCGACGUCUCCGCUGAUCCGAUUUUAAUUAACGACUUUGGUGCUCCACAAAAGAAGUUUGUCGGUGGUGGUAGUCGUGGUGGAGGUCGUGGUGGCCGUGGUGGUCGUGGUCGUGGUCGUGGUGGUCGUGGUGGUUUCGGUGGUCGUGGUGAAGCUAUCUUUGAAUUGUCUCCAGGUGAAGAAGCUCUUGACCACUUAUUACAAAAAGUCCCAGAAAAUACUUACAUUGUUUAUGUUUUGAACCGUGGUAGUAACUCUGAUGUAUACAACAGAUUGAAGUACUUGUCUGACUUGAAAUAUGGUGUCAUUAACUCCUGUGUUGUUUGGAAUAAAUUCAAGAAGAACUCUACACAAUAUAAUGUCAAUGUUGUUAUGAAGAUGAACCUAAAGAUGGAAGGUAUUAACCAUUCUUUGAGUAAAGAAGAUGCUACUCUAUUAAUCGAUGAAAUCACUGGUCUACCAUUCAUGAUCCUAGGCGCUGAUGUUACACAUUAUCCAGAAGAAGAUCAGAACUCCAUUGCUGCUUUGGUUGCAUCCUUCGAUGAUAAAUUUGCUCAAUUCCCGGGUGACUACUUGUUACAAAAUGAACCAGGUGAAGAAAUGAUUGCUGGUAUUGGUAGUUUGUUGAGAGAUAGAUUGGUUCUAUACCAAAAACAUAACAAUGGUAAGUUACCUCCAAAGAUCUUAUUCUACAGAGAUGGUGUUUCUGAAGGUCAAUUCACUCACUUGGUGAACAUCGAAGUAAAGAAUUUGAAGGAAGCCGUUAAAAAGGUUGGUACCUCUUUGAAUAAAGGUGCUCCAUAUAAUCCUCCAAUGACCGUGCUAGCUGUCGUUAAGAGAAACCAUAUCAGAUUCAUGCCAUUACAACAAAACGCUUUGAAUGAAAAGGGUGACGUUGCUGCCGUUCAAACCAUGGGUAACGUUAUGGCUGGUACUGUUGUUGACCGUGGUGUUACAUCAUCUGCUCAUUUUGAUUUCUUCUUACAAUCUCAACAAGCUUUGGAAGGUACUGGUGUUCCAUGUCAUUACUGGUGUAUUUACGAUGAAAAUCAAUAUUCAUCUGAUUACUUACAACAAGUUACGCACAGUUUAUGUUAUAUUUUUGGUAGAUCUAGCACCAGUAUCAAGGUUGCAAGUCCCGUCUAUUACGCCGAUUUAUUAUGUGACCGUAGUGCACAAUUCUUCAAAGCUAACUUUGCCCUUGCGAACUUUGAAUUUUCUAAGGUCAGAAAGAAUAAAGACGACGUUAUUCCAGGGGCCAAAUUAUUACCUCCGGUUAGUAAUAAGGUUAAGGAUAUUAUGUACUAUAUCUGA
This is a messenger RNA of Maudiozyma barnettii, 3717 nucleotides long. RefSeq lists its product as uncharacterized. The transcript has a single exon. Lineage: Eukaryota; Fungi; Ascomycota; Saccharomycetes; Saccharomycetales; Saccharomycetaceae. Bases 1 to 3717 code for a protein of 1238 amino acids. The record is from RefSeq and is a predicted model, not a curated record. Gene Ontology annotation, molecular function: RNA binding; protein binding.